UUUUUCAAAGUUCCCUUUCUCCACUUUCUAUAUCUUUAUUUCUCUCUCUUCUCAACCUGGCCUAACUAUUAAUCCCUCUUCCACCCCACCUUGCUCUAUAAAUCUGCUCAGCCUGCUCCACUGAUUCACCCCUUCAACCUUCACAUCCCUGAAGAUUGAAAAGAGUUCUGAAAAGAAAUAUUAAACUAAGAGGUUCCUUUUGCAGUUAGUGGCACUGCAUGUGAUAAGGAAUCACUCAGGUUUAACUUUAUAUGCAAAUCAACCCCCUAGCAAUCUAUCAUUGCCCCCUCUCCUUUCCUCCCUAUAAUAUAUCAUCAUUCACUUCUCUACACUUGUUAGACCCUCUCCAUCUUUUGCAUGUCCAAGAACUUUUCUCCAAAAUCAGAAUAAUAAUUGACAUUUCAGUCUCCAUUCAUAGGAAAUAUGGGUGAGGAAGCAAAACAGGAACAACCAGUGGCUGAAGCCAGGCCAGAGGAAAAACCAGCAGAGGAAAAGAAGGAAGAAAAACCAGAAGAAAAACCAGAAGAAAAGCCAGCAGAAGAGAAGAAGGAAGAGCCUAAACCACCUUCCCCAUGUGUGCUGUUUGUGGACUUGCAUUGUGUGGGAUGUGCAAAGAAAAUUGAGAGAUAUAUUAUGAAAAUGAGAGGAGUUGAGGGAGUGGUAAUUGAUAUGGCUAAAAAUGAAGUGACCAUAAAGGGUAUAGUGGAGCCUCAAGCGAUCUGCAACAUAAUCACCAAGAAAACAAAGAGAAGAGCCAGUGUUAUAUCUCCAUUGCCUGAAGCAGAAGGAGAACCUAUACCAGAAGUUGUCAAUUCUCAGGUUAGUGGACCAGUUACUGUGGAACUAAACGUGAACAUGCACUGUGAGGCCUGUGCUGAUCAACUCAAGAGGAAGAUACUACAAAUGAGAGGAGUUCAAACGGCAAUGACAGAGUUUACCACAGGGAAGGUUCUUGUGACAGGGACCAUGGAUGCAAAUAAGCUAGUAGAUUAUGUAUACAGACGCACCAAAAAGCAAGCCAAGAUAGUUCCCCAGCCAGAACCAGAACCAGAGAAGAAAGAAGAGAGUAAGGAAGGAGAGAAAGCUGGUGCAGAAGAGAGUAAACCUGAAGAGAAGAAAGAAGAAGAGAAGCCAGCAGAGGAAGCAAAGAAAGAAGAGGGUGGUGAAGGUGGUGGUGAGAACAAGGAGCAAAAGAAUGGUGAAGAAGGCAUGGAAGAAGCCAAAAAAAAAGAGAAUGUGGUAAUGGCUGCUAAUAACAUUGAUGAUGAAGGAUUGAAGAGGAUGAUGUACUAUUACCAAUACCCUCCACUCUAUGUCAUUGAACGAAUACCUCCUCCACAACUCUUCAGUGAUGAAAAUCCUAAUGCAUGCUGCAUUACAUGAACUUUUAACAAUGUUCAGAGUUCGUUCUUCCAAUAAUUUUUUUUAGUGAAUUUGGUUUAAUAGGAAGUGGUGUCAAGUGAAUUGGAAUUUAUACAAUAAUAAGUGAUGAAUGAUAUAUCGUUCUUUCUUUUUUAUGUAUGUACGAUAUAUUAUUAUUGUUAUAUUACACACCGAUCAGGUAUCAUCAUUGUACAAAAGUUGUGAAACAUGAGUAUCUCAAGUUUUUUUAGUUC
Vigna angularis (adzuki bean) is the source of this 1616-nucleotide messenger RNA. RefSeq names its product heavy metal-associated isoprenylated plant protein 9. The record is from RefSeq and is a predicted model, not a curated record. NCBI's taxonomy places the organism in Eukaryota, Viridiplantae, Streptophyta, Magnoliopsida, Fabales, Fabaceae. Bases 424 to 1383 code for a protein of 319 amino acids. The transcript is spliced from 5 exons. Gene Ontology annotation, molecular function: metal ion binding.